UUGUUCUUCGCCUGAGAUUUAAAACCGACGAAUUAACCUUUUCUCUCUGCGCCUGCUGCGAGAACGCCGAGGAAUCAAACGAUUGUGCGAAGCUUGAUAUAUCUGAAUGGAUCUGGAAACUGAGAAUCGGAUAGCUUCGAUUCUGUUAAGAGAAGCAGCGGAGUUGAGGAGACAAGCUGAGAAGGAAGGAGUCCGAGCUUAUCUUGAGAAGCCUAAUGUAAGGCAUCGACCUAACUCCAGGUUUCUCACCGCUACUGUUCUUGGUGUUCAACAAGCAAACAAAGCUGUAGAGACCGAUGAGAUGUGGAGGCUUCGUCGCGCAGAGGUUGAGUUUGAUGAGAGGCUCAAAAGAAAAUCAAGAGAAGAGAGCUGUGGCAGUGGCCAAAGUGAAGAGGGCGAUAGGAGGAGUUUUGGUAAGAGAUGCACUUCAGUUGAUGAGAAUGUUGCUGGCUCUUCACCGUCGUCAAGUCAGAGCAGAAACAAAAGAUGGCAACGUGAUGGUGAUGAUGAUGGAAAAGGGUUGGGAGAUGUCGAGGUUGAGACUUUUCUCCAAUCAAGGGUUAAGCGUGGCAGAGGCUCUGUUGGUCCUAAGAUGGAUGAACCAUUUCCUUGUCUUCAUGUGCCGAAACCCUCAAGAACUUCUUAUACAGGAGGAGAAUGCAAGUUAGUUUCACAGCCAGAGAAACGGCCUAUAUUGAGACAUCACACAGAUUCUUCUUCUUCUUCUUCUUCUUCCGAUGAUGAAGCUCAUGAGCGUACUCAUAGAAAAAGAAAAGAGCGUAAGCAGAAACGUAGUAAGAGGCACAAGUCAAAAGAGGAGAAAAGAGAUAGGAAGGAGAAGAGGAGAGAAAAGAAAAAGAGAAAACAUGAUAGGGACUAGGUCUUCUUCUUCGGACAAAAGCUAUUUGCACACGUUGAGAAGAGUGAGAUAGGAAAGAAUGUUAAUGUUGGGUUGAGUGGGAGAGAAAGUGGAUGUUGCUGUAUUUUAAAAUGUUAUACAAGAGGUGGAUACAGAGAUUGUUUACUACUACGAUAAUGUAUGUUCAAUACAUAAACUUUUUUUCCGUUUUAA
This is a messenger RNA of Brassica napus (rape), 1072 nucleotides long. RefSeq names its product protein FAM133. The transcript has 4 exons. NCBI's taxonomy places the organism in Eukaryota, Viridiplantae, Streptophyta, Magnoliopsida, Brassicales, Brassicaceae. The record is from RefSeq and is a predicted model, not a curated record. Bases 107 to 880 code for a protein of 257 amino acids.